AUGAGGACGCCAACCCCGCGUGCCCUGGGGCUCCUGGCCUGCUGCGUCUGGGCAACCUGCUCGUCUGCCUACGCAGAGGUGUCGGGGCUGCCACGCCUCCCUGAUGAGCCCCACCCACGGGAGCUUCGAGAAGACGAGGUCACUGCAGCGUCGGUGGCCGCCGCGCGCCUGGUGGACGGCGGCGGCAUCCUGCGGGGCCGCUUGGAGCUGCAGAUUGGCGGCUCCUGGGGCGCCGUCUGCUCGGCGGGGUUUGGCGUGGAGGAGGCGCGCGUGGCGUGCCGCCAGAUGGGCCUGACCGGCGGCGCCCCCGCCCGCACCUUCCCCCAGGGCAAGCUGCUCUACGUGGUUAGCGAUGUGCAGUGCCGCGGCGGCGAGGCUGCACUGGCCAAGUGCAAGUUCCGCUUCGCCCGUGCCUGCCCCGGCGGAAAGGCCAUCGGCGUCGUCUGCCAGAAACCCGCCAUCCUCGCUGUGCGCCUGGCCGAUGGCUCUUCCCCUGCGUAUUACGCUCCCGGCCCCCAAGGGGUGGCAUCUGCAAGCGCCGCCUCACUGAACCCCUACACCCCUGAUGCGGUAGCAGCCGUCGACGUUGCUUCCGCGCAUCGCAACCUUCUGUCCGUCUCCUCCCCCUAUGCACCUGGCCCGACGUCAUCCUCCCCGUACACGCCGCUGUCGCCCUCCCCAUCCCCGUCACCCUACUUCUUCCCCUUCCCUUACUCGCCAAGCCCUUCUGCCGGGUUUCAGGAUGGGCGCGUCGAGGUGCAGCUCACCGGCGGCCGCUGGGGUACGGUGUGCGACACCGGGUUUGGUGAUGCAGAGGCACAGGUGGUGUGCCGCAUGACAGGCCGUUCCGGCGGGCGCGCCAAGCGCGGCGCCCCCUUUGGGCCAGGUACUGUGCCUGUGCGGGUGAGCGCCGUGAAGUGCAAGGGCACAGAGGCCAACCUGACAGAGUGUCAGUACAGCAUCAGCGCAAACCCCAAGUGCACCCAUGCCCACGACGUGGGAGUGGAGUGCUCAACCCUGCCCAAGGUGCCAGUGCGCCUGGCCAACGGCAAGUCCACCUUCAAAGGCCGCCUGGAGGUCAAGAUUGGCGGGCGCUGGGGCACGGUGUGCGGCGCCAGCGGCUUCAACGAUGCCGCCGCCGGCGUGGUGUGCGGGAAGCUGGGCCUGUCGCGGACGGGCAAGGCCCGCCCGGGCGGUUCCUUUGGCCCCGGCAAGCUGCCCAUCAUGAUGACCGCUGUGCGGUGCAAGGGCGGCGAGGCUGAGCUGUCUGGCUGCACCUUCAGCACUGACACCUCCAAGUGCAAGCACGGCCAGGAUGUGGGUGUGGUGUGCGCACGCCCGACCCUUGCCCACAUGGAGCUCACGAAGGGCGACAACGGUUUCAUUGUGGCCUAUCUGUCGACCCUGGCCGGGGUCAGCCAGAGCCGGAUCUGCCGCGACGGCUUCACCACGAAAGAGGCGCGCGUGGCAUGCGCUCAGGCCGGCUAUGCCGGCGGCGAGGUGCUGCCUGCAGGGAAGCCAGAGCCGGCACGCAUCCUGGGCUACCCCAGGCAGCUCAACAGAGUGCGCUGCCAGGGGAACGAGGUGGACCUGGCCGCAUGCAUGUACCAGGUCGGCACCAAGUGCGUGAGCGGCAAGAGCGCCGCCGUUAGGUGCAAAGAGGCCAAGCUGACCGGCGUCCGGCUGGUGGGCGGCAAGGACAAGUACCGCGGGCGGCUGGAGGUGCUUUACGGCGGGCGCUGGGGCAGCGUGUGCAACGGCCCCUCUCCCCCCUUAUUCUUGGACGCAGCACAGACUGCUUGCCGCCAGCUGGGCUUUGCCGGCGGCCGACCCGCCGACUUUGGGCCCGCCAAGACCACCCCUAUCCUGCUGGGCAAUGUGUACUGCUACACGUCGCUUCCCAGCCUGGCAAACUGCUCCUUUACAGCUGGCCCACGGGUCAAAAAGUGCAUGGAACAGUAUGGCAACCAGGCCUUCAAGCUGAACCCAGUGCUGGCCCUGCUCAUUGUGGGGCUGCCCCUGGCUCUGGAUGCAUCCAAACGCGUGCUGCUGCUCGACUCCAGCAGCGAGCGGGAGGCCAUCCGCAUUCGGCGAGAGGGACUGGCCAGGCGCUGCCGCAAGAAGCAGGUGCCGGCACAGCAGCAGCAGCAGCAGCUGGAGCAGCAGCAGGAGCAGCAGGAGCAGCAGGAGCAGCAGGAGCAGCAGCAGCCGGUGCCGGGCCCCGCCGCGCCCGCCGCGGCCGGCGGCGGCGGGGAGGGCGGCGUCAGCCAGGGCUGGUUUGCGGCCGGCGCGGAGGAGGCGCUGGAGGUGCUGACCGGGUUUGGUGGGCAGGUGGCGCGCUUUGCGCCGGCGCCGGCGUUGCGCCUCGACCUGCUGCGCGCGCCGCCGGCCGACGUCUUUGUCAAGGUGGCCACGGGGCACUACCUGGGCGAGGAGUUUGACCGCGGCUCCCUUGCCUGCCCCUUCCGGGGGCGCACACUGGGCUGCCGCUUUGCGCGCCACCUGGACGCCGACACCGCGGAUGCGCUCUGGUUCCACCUGCCCCACAUGACCCGCCAGCAGGACCUCCCGCAGCGCGCCUUCCCCGGCCAGGCCCUGGUGGCCUUCUCUAUGGAGGGGUCGGGGUACUACCCUCUGGUAGACAACGCCUCCUACACCUCGCUGUUUGACUACCGCAUGACCUACCACCUGGCGGCGCACGUGCCCGUCAUAUACCCCCCCUUUGACAUCCGGACCUCCAACGAGAGCGCCAUGCCAGGGUUUGAGGCGCGCCUGCCGGCGGUGGCAUACAUCAACUCCAACUGUUUCCCGCGCAACCAGCGGGAAAAGGUUAUGGAGGCUUUGAACGACACCCUGGGCGUGCGCGUGGACGCAAUGGGCCAGUGCAUGCACAACACGGACGAGGCGCCCGGCGGGAAGGUGGAGAACAUGAGGCGGUACCGGGUGCGGCGCUGCGCGGAAGCCGCCGCCGCCGCCGCCGCCGCCGCCGCCGCCGCGGUAGCGCCGCGGCUGGCAGGGCGGGUGCUGGCGGUGGCGGUGUGUGUGGCCAUGGAGAACAGCAACAGUGUGGACUAUGUCACGGAGAAGCCGUGGCACGCGUUUGAGGCCGGGUGCGUACCGCUGUACCUGGGCGCCCCCAACGCCGCCGCCGACUUCUUUCCAGCCAACGACAGCGUGAUCUGGGUGGAGCAGUACCCCAGGCUGGAAGACCUGGCAGCUGAGGUGAAGCGGGUACUGAACGAUCGCGCCGCGUUUGAGCGGUACACGGCCUGGCGGUCCCGCCCCUUUGACCAGCUCUCUGCCGGCUACCGCGCGCUGGUGGGCGUCUACAAGCUGCCCAACACCCGCUGCCAGCUGUGCCAGCUGCUGGCCGACCAGCGCCUGCUGCGCCAAUCGGAGCAGGGCGGCGGCGCGGCCGGCGACGGCGGCAGCAACCUGACGGCGGGCGGCGCCGGCGGUGCCGCGACCGCCCCGAUCGCGUCGGCAGACCGCAGUGCUGUCCCUUCAUGA
This is a messenger RNA of Chlorella variabilis, 3510 nucleotides long. RefSeq lists its product as hypothetical. Gene Ontology annotation, molecular function: fucosyltransferase activity. Gene Ontology annotation, cellular component: membrane. The record is from RefSeq and is a predicted model, not a curated record. The transcript has 15 exons. Lineage: Eukaryota; Viridiplantae; Chlorophyta; Trebouxiophyceae; Chlorellales; Chlorellaceae. The coding region runs from base 1 to 3510 and encodes 1169 amino acids.